UGCUGCUGCUGCUGCUGUUAGAGGUGGUGGCGCACCCAUGGAAUAGGAUGGUGGUGUAUAGCUUCUGCUGGACUGGCUUUGAAUCAAACAAAGACAAUGACAGAGACACGCAGAGAAACAAAGACAAGCAUAGGGAGAACACGAUCGAACAGUAACUGACAAAGACACAAAUACGUGUAUGUACAGAGCGAGAAAGAGGGAAGUGCAGACGAAACCAGGCUGAAAGAGCUUGCACAGGGUGAAGCAAGAAGGAGGGAAGAAGGUGGGAGAGAGAGACCUGGGAUCGGUGCUAGAAGAGCGGCCACGAGAGCGCCAGAGAGAGAACGGGCAACUAAGAGAAAGAGAGAGAGGAGGGAAGCACCGGUGGAGGAGGCAUUAUAUACUGGCUGGAUCCUCAUUCGGCUGCCAGUUUCUCGGCUGUACGCGGCUACGAGUGUACCUCUACUCGACCAACGAUAUAUUCGUGACCUUAUCCAAGCCGGGGAGGAAUUGACAAUCUCUUUGGGACCGGGAAGAAACAGCCUGCUGUUCCUUCUUCUUUAAAUCAAGGACGCUCGAGUCCAAGGACAACUACUGCUUGUUGGAAAUCUCGUCGUCUGGUUCCAUCUUCUUUCUUUUUUUUUUUCCUCCUGUUGGAUCUUCCAACGUCGUUUUACUUUAUACAUCGAAGACUUUUCGAGACAUUGACAUCUUUCAAGAUAUUCGGAGCUGUUCCUCGGCUGUUUCUCUCUGUGUACAAGCAUCCAGGGGUGACACAUCUUGAGAAGAGGAUCCUGAAGACGCUGAGGAGGGUGUACGCGUGAGGAGAUACCUCGGUGAAGAUCAUAAGAAAAAAACGAUGGCCACUUACGCGACCUACAGACACGUCGAGCUCGACAAUGUUGGAUACGGAAAGAAAAGGGUAUUGAAACCCCCUGGUGGCGGAAGCAGCGACAUUUUCGGCGCGGCCCCCGAAGAGACUAGCCCCCGCCGCGUGAAGAACCACAACCAGUCGCAGCUGGGCUCGGCGCUGUUCGGCGAUACACCGAACAGCAACAGCAACGAAACGCCGCGCAACAAGCCCGGUAAUGAUUCAUACAAUCGCCUGUUUGGCCCUCCCGAUGCCCCACCCACCACCCCAAACGCGAAAAAUCACAUGCGCAGCAAUAUCUCCCUCAGCGGGGAGUCGACGUCCUCAUCGGUGUCAUCAGGCGCCGCAACGUCGCCCGCGAAGAGCACCGGAAGUACGGACUCGAUCGCGGGCGUUCUCAACGGAUACGCGGCCAGCAAUGGCAACAAUCUGACCAACGAUGUCACAGCUUUUAGGAGAAUCAAACGAUUUCGUGGAUCAUCCUGCUUAACUCGCAACCCGGUCACCGGAGACGGAGUUGACGUGACGCCCGUGAGGCGCAGCGCACGAAGGUGUCGAGAUGGUAACCCGGUAACCGGAACUGGCUACGCAGAGUCACAGAACAACGGGCCUGCCGUGCAAAACGGAACGUCCAGCUCGAAUUCCAGCGAGAAGUCGAACGACACGUCGCCGGCGGCAAAGGUUCCGGCACGUACACGCGUGCCACCCGGUGGAUACUCAUCCGGACUAUGGUAAAAAUGUGGCCUCAUGGACAACCGCUGAUCGACAUCCUCCUUUCGAUUGGCGCCAGAAAAACCCUUCCAGUACUGGCAAAUUCGAAAGAAAACCGGAUCCUCCAGUUAAACAAUUACUCCAGUAGUAGAAAUAUUCAGUUUAGGAGCGAUUGGUUUCUUGUUUCGAUUAAGAAAACGAAGAUUAAUUAACCGCGUUUACGUAUUCUUUUUCUGAGGAAUUCUUCUAGACGAACCGUAUUCUUCCCGUUCUAUCCUUUUUUUUCUUUCUUUAUAGGCAGUAGCUUGAAGUCGAUCUUAGAUCUUGAAUUUUACACGGGAGAUCACUCGACUUGAAAUCUUAGAUUUUAAUGUAGCUUCGGAUACAAAUCGAUCGUUGAGAAAUAUUAGAUGCUUUUCUUUCGUUUCCUUAGUUGUUUAAAUUCAUUUGCGGGAGAAAACAAUAUCAUUUAUGGGGGAUGGAAAAUAUAUUUGGUCCAUUAUCUUGGAAAGUAAAUACCUUUAAGAGCUAAGAUUGAUCAUUAUUGAUACGUUUGGGUAAAUAAAUUUUUCAUGUCCCGUUUUGUGGAUUGUUUCCAAUUUCUAAAUAUGAAUUUCGGCAGCUGGGGAAAAAUACGUAAUAUUUUUUGAUGCUCUACCUUGUGUUCAAGGUUUCAUCAAGAUCUCGUAAUUUUCAGUUGGGUGAUAUUCCUUUGUUAGAAUUUAUUUAGAAGUUAUUUCAAAGUUGAGCUUCGGUUCGUGUUUUCUAUCGUUCAUUCUUAAUGUUAUAUAGAGUGAAUUUCUGUAUCACGUAGGAAGGGUAGAGGAGGAGGUUUAGAGCAUAAAAUUUGGCAGAAGUUGUCGAAUGUGAGUUAUCAAGAUUUCAAUUUUUAUUCUAAGAACUUUCGAGGAUGUUAUGUUCGUAGUUUGUACUUCUUUUACAUUCGAAUAUGUUUAAGUAAAACGAAAGAAAGAAAGAAAGAAAGGAAGAAAGAAAGAAAAAAAGAAAGAAAGAAACGAUGGUUCGAGUGAGAAAAUGAAUCCUGCCAAAUUCUGGAAGGCGAGAAGUCGGAAGCGAGCGUCAAGAACCACGCUUCUUUGAGUUGAUAGACUGCUGUCGGUUGGUUUUUUCUUCGGAUAAGGAAAACAAAUCGUAAUUUGUAAUUGAUGAAUAGCGAAAAAUUAAAUGAAAAGAAAAAAAUAACGCGAACGUCCAGAGAGUAGAAGAGAGAUAGCCCUCAAUUCACGAAUAUAAUAAUGAAUACUUAUAAAAAAAAAAAAAAAAAAAAAAAAAAAAAUAGAAAACGUUCGACGAAACUUCGGAAUUGUAUAUUAGAAGUAGACAUAUAUUAUUCGAAAGAAGAAAAGAAAAGGUAAUAAUAAUAUUAAUAAUAAUAAUAUUAAUAUUAAUAAUGAUUAUAAAACUACAUUAUAUGUGUAAUCCAUAAAAAAAGAAAUAAGGUCAAGUGCUUUCUUAAUUUCUGUGCCUUUUUAAUAACCGUAUAUAGUUUUUUCUUCUGCAUGAAUUAAAUACGCCAUUCUACGUAACAUUUUAUAGAGAGCACAGUUCCUUUUUAUUUCUCGUUUGUUCUUAAGUUUCUACGUUCAUUCAAAUAAAGGAGAGGAAGAGAGAAAAGACCGCUUUUGCACACGGAUGCAUAAAUACCUACCCAUAUUUAAAAUAGAGAAGAUUGCAAUUUUACUAAUCAUAUUGUAGUAAUCCAUUAUACAUUCAGAUAAUCCUUAAUCGUUCGAUUUACCAACAUGCUAAACGGUUAGGAUUUACGUGGAUCCUAUUUAUCACUGUAUCACUUACGGUCCUCUUAAAGCAGAGACACAACGUAACUCUGUCGAAAUAACCAAUAAUCAUUCAUUUUUUUUAUAGUCGUUCACUAUCUGCUUCUUCCUUGUUUCACGAUAACGCAUAAGGAAUUGUAUUUAUUAUUUCACGGUAAGACUCUCGUGCACACGAUUUUUCUUACGCUCGAAAUAAAAAAUAAAAAAAAAGAGAGACAGAAGAAAUGACGUUUCUUCAUCGUUUUGGUGUGAGUAAAAAAUUGUUUGUAUUGCAUCGUAUUCUCGUCUCAUAAGUAGCCUUUUUGUACUCUGGCAUUAAUUAAUAAAAUUUUGUAAGCAACAA
This is a messenger RNA of Bombus huntii, 3700 nucleotides long. RefSeq names its product microtubule-associated protein Jupiter (gene Jupiter). Lineage: Eukaryota; Metazoa; Arthropoda; Insecta; Hymenoptera; Apidae. Bases 839 to 1585 code for a protein of 248 amino acids. The transcript is spliced from 5 exons. Gene Ontology annotation, cellular component: nucleus. The record is from RefSeq and is a predicted model, not a curated record.